Punctularia strigosozonata HHB-11173 SS5 is the source of this 2610-nucleotide messenger RNA. RefSeq names its product DNA replication factor C large subunit. Gene Ontology annotation, cellular component: nucleus; DNA replication factor C complex. The record is from RefSeq and is a predicted model, not a curated record. The transcript has 17 exons. Bases 1 to 2610 code for a protein of 869 amino acids. Gene Ontology annotation, biological process: DNA repair; DNA replication. Lineage: Eukaryota; Fungi; Basidiomycota; Agaricomycetes; Corticiales; Punctulariaceae. Gene Ontology annotation, molecular function: ATP hydrolysis activity; DNA binding; ATP binding.
AUGUUCGCGAGUCAAGCCGCCAGUCAGUCAGUGCGUACAACGCGCCUAUGUGCAAUGAAGUGCGAUGACGAGAAACCCAAGCAGCAGACGAAACGGAAGAAGCCCAGCGCGCUGCUUUCCAGCGACGAGGAGGACGGAAUAAGGGCAGCCACCCCUCCACCUACCAAGAAGAAGGCCGAAACGAAGAAGAUCGCUGCUGCGAAUGGCAAAGACAAGCCCAAGGCGACGCCUACACCCACAAAGGCCAAGCCUGCAUCUCGGAAAGCGAAGAAAGACGAUGACUAUGAGGAAGAAUCAGAGGCGUCAGGGUCAGAAUCCGAAGAUGACGAGGAGGAGGAUGUGAAGCCCACCAAGAAGAGCGCUACGAAGACCAAGACCAAGGAAGCUGUCAAGCGGCCGAAGAAGCGGCCGAAGCUGGAGUCAGACGAGGAAGAGGUUGGAUCUCCAAGCAAUUUGAAAGCCAGAGCGGCUGAGGUUGCAGAUCCGCCGAAGCCGAAAUUCGACUGGGCGGCCAAAGCUGCGCGUCUAGCUGCCCGACCUGUUGCUUCAGGGUCCAAGGCGGUUCCAGAACCGAAGACCAUGGACUGUCUUAUGGGGCUUACGUUUGUGUUUACUGGGGAAUUGUCAAGCUUUUCGAGGGACGAAGCUAUCGAUAUAGCUAAACGCUACGGCGGGCGUGUCACCCUUCAGCCUUCGAGCAAAACAUCGUAUGUGAUCCUCGGCGACGAUGCAGGUCCCGCCAAACUCAAAGCCAUCGAGAAGAACAACCUCAAAACCCUCAACGAAGACCAAUUUCUCAAUCUCAUCGCAACGCGUGUCGGCCCGAGCGGAAAAGGAGGUAAAGUGGACGAGAAACUUGCCGCCAAGAUGAAGAAGGAGCAGCGCGCGAUAGAGGAAGGGGCCAAGGAGCUAGAGCAACGCGAACGCGACCAGGCGAAAGCGGCGAAGAAGGCGCAGACUAGCGGAUCGGCGCCGAAAGCGAAACCUGUCGACGCGUCUACCCAACUAUGGACGCAGCGAUAUGCCCCGCAGACGCUAAAGGAGAUAUGCGGCAAUAAGAGCCAGGUCGAGAAGCUGCAGCAAUGGUUACAUGACUGGCCGAACUCUCUCAAGGCGGGAUUCAAGAAACCGGGCAAGAACGGGAUGAACGUCUUUCGUGCUAUCCUCAUCACAGGACCUCCGGGCAUUGGUAAAACCACUUCGGCACAUCUUGUCGCAAAGCUCGAAGGUUACACCCCCAUCGAGCUAAACGCAAGUGAUGCACGGAGCAAAAAGCUCGUGGAGAGCAGCACAAACAUCAUGAAUCAGAGUCUUGACGGUUGGAUGGGUGGUGGCGACGCUACGAAUGCGGCGGGCAUCAAAAUCACUGAAAAAUCGUGUUUGAUUAUGGACGAGGUCGAUGGCAUGUCCGCCGGCGAUAGAGGCGGCAUUGGUGCCCUUAACGCGCUGAUACGGAAGACUAGGAUCCCCAUAAUAUGCAUAGCCAACGAUCGGACGGCUCAGAAGAUGAAACCUCUCCAGGGUUCCACGUUCAGCCUCACCUUCAAACGACCUGAGGCCGCGACAAUUCGAUCCCGAAUUAUGAGCAUUGCUUUCCGAGAAAAGUUGAAGGUCCCUGCCAAUGUCGUCGAUCAACUCAUCAAUAGCGCGCAGUCGGACAUUCGGCAAGUCCUGAACAUGCUCUCAACAUGGAAGUUGUCAAGUGACUCAAUGGACUUCGAUGAGGGCAAAACACUUGCUAAGCUCAAUGAGAAACAUACCAUUAUGACACCGUACAAUGUCAUAUCAAAGGUGUUCGGGCCGUAUACGUUCUCGCCGACAUCCAAGGAGACUUUGAGUGAUAAAAUGGAACUUUACUUCCAUGAUCACGCGUUCAUACCGCUAUUUGUGCAGGAGAACUAUUUAAGGGCCCUUCCAAAUAGGCUGAAAAAUCUGGAUGGCCCGCCGAAGGUUCUCAAACACCUGGAACUCAUGGACAAAGCCGCGUCGUCGAUAUCUGAUAGUGACCUCAUUGACUCCAUGAUUCAUGGUCCUGAACAGCACUGGUCUCUCAUGCCACUGCACUCCGUUUCAUCCUUCGUGUACCCAGCUUCCCUAUUGUAUGGUUUCAUGCCACAAUAUAGCAAAGAACCUGGCACAGCGAUAUCCUUCCCCCAGUGGCUUGGCCAGAACUCGAAGGGGCAAAAGCUCAGCAGACAACUCAGCGAAACUCAGAUACGAAUGCGUUUGAAGGUAUCAGGCGACAAGGCCGAAAUCCGGCAAUCGUAUCUCCCCGCUCUGUUCCCCCACAUCGUGAAACCCUUGAUGGAUGACGGCGUCAGCGCAGUAGAAGAGGUCAUCGACUAUAUGGACGAGUACUACUUGAACAAGGAAGACUGGGAUACUAUAGUCGAGCUUGGAGUAGGCGAUAAGAAGGAUGAUCUUGUUCUAAAGAAGAUCGCACCUACCACCAAGACAGCACUUACCCGGAAAUACAAUUCAACGGAACACCCUGUGCCUUUCCAUAAGGCCGUGGACCUGGGUAAGAUACCGAAGAAGCUCACUGGUGGGCCAGCUCCGGACCUAGAAGAGGCUUUCGAGGUGAGUCAUGCGAUAGACUGGGGCAGUUAG